Kockovaella imperatae is the source of this 2869-nucleotide messenger RNA. Its product is annotated as kinase-like domain-containing protein. Gene Ontology annotation, cellular component: spindle microtubule; spindle midzone; chromosome passenger complex. Gene Ontology annotation, molecular function: protein kinase activity; protein binding; ATP binding. Bases 189 to 2471 code for a protein of 760 amino acids. The transcript is spliced from 12 exons. Gene Ontology annotation, biological process: regulation of cytokinesis; protein phosphorylation; mitotic spindle organization. NCBI's taxonomy places the organism in Eukaryota, Fungi, Basidiomycota, Tremellomycetes, Tremellales, Cuniculitremaceae. The record is from RefSeq and is a predicted model, not a curated record.
CGCCCGCGAGAGAAACUUUUGGCCUAGGUACAGGCAUUCGAACCCCAUCCCGAAUCUCUUCUGGACCCCGCGUGGACCUCGUUCACCGUUCACCUCAUCCUGUAUCCCACCUGCCCACCAAUUUACCCUGUCAACUCGCCUCCUCUCUCACGACUGACUCGACUGUCAUCAUCUGUCAUUCCCGCAUCAUGGCUCAAAUUUACGUCCCAGAUUCUCUCCCUGAUGAUUCUGAACCUCUGUCUCAACGCUAUAACGAUUAUGCAUUCGAAGCGACGCAGCUGUCUCAGCCUGUCUACAGCCAAACCCAGAACACUCAAGGCACAGCGUUUGCUAAUUCUCAAGUAGAGCCGAGGAAAAAGUACUGGGCCACAUUCAUUCCUACCAACCCUGCUCACUCCAUUCUCAAAAUACCGUGGACCAAAUCUCAAUUGCAGAUUGGACGAGGUCCAGUGGGUCAUUCACACAAUGAUGUGGUCUUGGCCGAGAAACGAGUCUCCAACAGACAUUGCAGGAUCACACUUGGCAUACAAGAAGAGGGCAGCAGUGAUCUAUCGAGGUACACAAUGCAGGCUUGGAAAGAUGGAGAAUCUGAACCGGAUGUAUGGAUAGAAGAUCUCAAGUCAUCCAACGGGACUUAUGUGAACGGCGCCAGGAUAACGCAUCGGGUGCUACUGCGUCACGGGGAUGAGAUCUCCUUGGGACACGCUGCGACACUGGACAAUCACGAUGUCCGGUAUAUAUUUCGGUCGGUCGGGAGCAAAGGCACCAAGAUGGGCCAAACUGCUAGCAAAGGCGGGUUGGAUGUCGUAGGUCAGGUGUAUGAACGAUAUCAGCUCCUGGAGACGCUUGGCUCUGGGACUUUUGCAGAUGUGCGCAAAGCAGUCGACGUGGAGACGGGUAAUAUGAGAGCAGUCAAGCAAAUCGUCAAACAUCGCUUCGCUGCAGACAAGAACACACUCGCAUUGUUUCAGAGAGAAAUUGCAAUUUGCAGUGCACUGCAGCAUGAAAACAUAUGCCGUUUGAUAGAAUACUUUGAAGAUCCGCAGCAUAUAUGCUUGAUAUUGGAGUACAUAGAUGGAGGAGACCUGCUCGACUAUAUACAGGGUUACCCCAACAGUUCUGGAGGUGGACUACCCGAAGAUCAUGCGGCGAAGUUGAGCUUGCAGAUCUGCCGAGCGAUGGCUUACACGAAGCACGAGAUGGGUGUCACGCAUCGAGACCUGAAGCCAGAAAAUAUUCUCGUGACAAGAGAAACGCCAGACUCACCUCAGACUAUCAAGAUUGCCGAUUUUGGCCUGGCGAAGAUGGUCCAUGCCGGCACCAUGCUCACAUCCAUGGUUGGCACUCCGCAAUAUCUCGCCCCGGAGGUCGUAAUGCAAGACAAGCAGAGUCCAGGGUACGAGAAUGUUGUCGACUCUUGGUCGGUUGGGAUUAUCGUGUACAGCAUGUUGACAAAGGCGCUACCGUUUGAUGAGGAUGCAGCGCUGCCGGUUGACAAACGAAUCAAGUCUCGAUUCACUCAGGCAUUCGACGAGGGCCUGCUACGUCAACUGAAUGUCAGUGAAGCAGCCAUUGAUUUCAUAAGUCGACUCCUCGCCAAGCUGCCUGCCGACCGCAUGACCAUGGCGGAGGCCUUAGAACACGAAUGGUUGGCUGGACCGUCUUCACAGCACUCUGAGUCUCAACCUUUGGCUCUCGGCGGUGACUCUGUCUGGGAUAUUCUCUCAUUCGAUGAGGAUCCGGAGCCGGAAGAUGACCUUUUCACAAACGAUGGCGACGCUUUGUCCGACGAUGAAGGAAGGUGGACGCGUCCCGCCACGGUGUCAGGGACCAACAUGGAGUCUGCCGUCGGUGGAUUGUCCGACGAGAGCUUUUCACAGCCCAUGAACAAUCUUCGAUUGACGACCCCUGGAUUAUUACCUCGAAGCAAUCUCUCCCCUUUACCGCUAUCCGUUGGAGACAGUGCUCGUCCGGCAGAGCCGUCUCCACCCUCUCCUCCUCUCACUGAGGAACCGAUGCUGGUCGACAUCGUCCUUCCUGCCGUCACAACGCCCGAAACCCAUCGACCUCCAUUGCUUACUCCUGGUGGCUCAGACUUUGGUCACAGUGACAUGACAUCAACGGGGGCUGUUAAACGAAAGUAUGAUGCGGGGAUAAGCGCUUUCAGUUCAAGCAGUCUAUCACCGCCGCCUCCGUCCAGUAACGAUUCACAAUCACAGGCCAAGGGGUCUCAAGAGAAGAAGGGAUCUCGGCAGCUACUGCCUACUCCGCCAGAUAACGAGCGAAUUUCCAAUCCGGUUGACGUAUCGUCGAUAGAUGAAACAACGCCUGUGAAGCCCCGUAUGAAGGCUGCCAAAAUCAUCGCGCCUAACGGCGAGAGCAAAGUCGCAAAUGGCAAGAGUGAAGCGAAUGUGCCAAGAAGUUCGCCGAGACGCUCGACUCGACCUCGAAAAUCGAUGCGGCUCUCAUGAAGAUGCACGCUAUUCUGCGACGAAAACCCGCAAUUAGCGUCUGGAGGUCGACGAUAUGGAGUCUGUUAUCGUGUCACGUCGCGCGAGCUUUACACAUUCAGAAUUCGCUCGAGAAUCCCGUCAUCGGUUGUACGUUUGGGGAUACUGUGCAUGUAAUCCUUUGAACGGUCCGAAAGGGCUCGCCACGGGAACCGAAUGGCCUUUCCUCACGGGAGGAUGAGUUGGAGGCUUGCUCACCAUCGUAUAUCAACUCUGUCCUCACAGGUCUCCCCCUCGUUCACGCCGCAGAGGUAGAAGGCCAAUUCUGGACUGGCCUUGACUAGCCUUUCAUUGAUAAGCCUCGAUGUUACAUCUAGAUGGCUUGCGUCUCCUAAUGACCACACUGAAGAUACAAAUGG